Molecule: messenger RNA, 1023 nt
Organism: Penicillium olsonii
Lineage: Eukaryota; Fungi; Ascomycota; Eurotiomycetes; Eurotiales; Aspergillaceae
Source: the annotation of a GenBank genome assembly
AUGGUGCAUGGGAAGCUCACUGGGCCUGAAUGCACAGGCGUGACUUUUAACUGCCUUUGCUCUCCUCUCUUCUCUCUUCUCUCUCUUUCUUUUCUCCUCUUCUCCACAUUCCGUCCGUCCAAGGGAUACACAGCAAGGGAUCUCGCCUUUCGUCUUUCCUCCAAAAUGUCUAUCAGCUCUAUCACCGGCCUCAUGGCUAACUACUCGCCCCUCGCCGAUCAUGGCUCGGACGAGAAAGACCUAUCUACUUCCGAUGUCGAGAAUGGAAGCCGCCAGGGAACCGAUCGGCGCUCUCUCCGCCUCAUUGAUGGUCGCACUGUCUCUGACGCUAUCAUCGGUCUGUCUGAUGGCAUGACCGUGCCUUUUGCGCUGACCGCCGGCUUGUCCGCCCUGGGCGAUACCAAAGUCGUGGUCUUUGGUGGUCUGGCAGAGCUCAUUGCGGGUGCAAUCUCCAUGGGACUAGGAGGAUAUCUGGGUGCCAAGAGUGAAGAGGAGUCGUACAAUGCCACCCUGAAGGAGACCAAGGCGCAGACCAUGACUGACCCAAACUCGGUGUCUGAUACCAUCUCUGAUAUCUUUGAGCCUUACGAGCUUCCCUCUGAGCUGGUCGCUCAGCUGAAACGCCACCUCGCUGAUUCCCCUAACUUGCCCUCGUUCCUGAUGAACUUCCACCACACCCUCCCUGAGCCCUCCGACUCGCGGGCCGUUACCUGCGCCCUGACCAUUGCCCUUGGAUACUUCAUUGGUGGUUUUGUCCCUCUGGUUCCCUACUUUUUCGUUGGACCCACCGAGGCCUACAUUGCCCUGCGCUGGUCGAUUCUCACCAUGGUGAUUGCGCUGUUCCUGUUCGGAUACGGGAAGACCUGCUUUGUGAGUGGCUGGAGCGGCCGCCAGAAUGUCCGCAAGGGCCUCAUCGGGGGUAUCCAGAUGGUGUUGGUGGGUGGGGUUGCGGCGGGUUCGGCCAUGGGACUCGUGAAAGGCUUCCAGAUGCUUGCUGAUGGCUCUGGUCCAACCAGUGACUAA